AUGAACAAUCCUUUCUUGCCCCCUCCAAAGAAGUCCAUGGCGGAGAUGACUCAGGAAGAGCAGGCCGAAGAGGGCGCACGCCAGAUCAUGGAGUUUAUCUCGUCGUGCCCCGGGAAGGCUGUGAUGUCCGGAGUGUCGGGUUUCGUUCUGGGAGGUUUCUUCGGACUGUUCAUGGCGUCCAUGUCUUACGACGUGGCUCCCGGGAUGGGGCCUGGUCCAUCGCAACAGAUUGCAGAUCUGCCUUUCAAACAGCAGGUGAAAAUCCAAUUCACGGAUAUGGGACGGCGAACGUGGUCGUCGGCCAAGAACUUUGGAUACAUUGGACUGAUUUUCUCGGGAGUCGAGUGUAGCAUCGAAUCCUUGCGCGCCAAAAACGAUAUAUGGAAUGGAACAAUGGCAGGAUGCAUAACAGGUGGUGGGCUUGCCAUCAAGAGCGGGCCUACUUCGACGCUGAUUGGAUGCGCUGGUUUCGCGGCCUUCAGUACUGCUAUCGAUUUGUAUAUGCGGAGCGAGAACGGCAAGCCUCCUGCUAAUGACUAUAACGAAUGAUGACUCUAUGCCACAAUAGAUCUCGAUCUUCCCUCUCUUUCCAGCGGCGGUAAGUUGUUGUUGACGAUCUCUGCCUUCGGGUACGUUCCCAUAAGGCCCUUUUUCUGCGCAAAUUCGGACGAUCUGGUGUAUGUUGGGUCGCUCUGAUAGUAUUCAUCUUUGAUAGGGUGCAGGAGCACGGUCUGGCCCUUGACGGUUAGGAUCGAAUUUGACGGCACAGAGAUCCAGUCGCCCCUUUCAAACGUGAGCGGUUCUGAAGCGAUCAUAAUGAUAUCCUGGGAGCGGUCAAGACGUUCCAUUUUGUAUCUGGAAGGUUCGACCUCAAUGAACCGGGAGCCGGUGGAGAAAUACAGCGAAGCUGCCUCGUCUGUUUUCGAGCUCACGUACCGCGAAACACAGAUUGAUUCGCCGUCGGUGACGGCGAAGUUGAGAAGCGAGGGCUCGGCCGGCUGUGUUGGGUUUACUUGUUUGACCCAGUCCUUGAUGAGCUGGAUGGUUGUUUCGAGAGCCUGUCUGAGCGCAUAAUGUGGGAUCUGCUUCUCCUCCUUGGGGUCGUAUCCUAGCUUGUAUAAACAGUCUAAGAACAAUGCAAACGAGCAUUCAGAGUCGGUAGAGCCCUGGAUCGUGAGGAAAAAUUCGUCCUCAAUGUGCUGGAUAAGCAGCCGCUUGAUCUUCCCGAAACCAGAAAUCCCGCCGUUGUGCAUGAACAUGAGCCGGUGGUAUGUGAACGGAUGGCAAUUUGUUUCGCUCAGGACACCGUACGUGGACGCUCUCACGUGGGCAAAAAUAAGCUUUGAUUUCGUCUUCUCUGCCAAUUUCUGCAGGUUCUGGUUGUUCCAAGCCGGUGUGAUCGCCUUGUACACACACGGAGUACCCGAAACCGUCUUGUCUGAGUCCUCGUCUGGGGUAUAGUAUCCCACGCCAAAACCAUCUCCGUUGACGGGCGUGUGGUCGAUCCGGAGCCGGGAAUCAAACGAUUGGUUGAUGAUCGAAUGGGCCGGUCUUGUAAGCAGACUGGCCAGCAACAUAGGCUCCGUGCCCUUGUAAAUUAGAAAUCGG
Messenger RNA from Ogataea polymorpha, 1608 nucleotides. RefSeq lists its product as uncharacterized. Gene Ontology annotation, cellular component: TIM22 mitochondrial import inner membrane insertion complex. Gene Ontology annotation, biological process: protein insertion into mitochondrial inner membrane. Lineage: Eukaryota; Fungi; Ascomycota; Pichiomycetes; Pichiales; Pichiaceae. The record is from RefSeq and is a predicted model, not a curated record. Gene Ontology annotation, molecular function: transmembrane protein transporter activity. The transcript has a single exon. The coding region runs from base 1 to 549 and encodes 182 amino acids.